Molecule: messenger RNA, 822 nt
Organism: Cryphonectria parasitica EP155
Lineage: Eukaryota; Fungi; Ascomycota; Sordariomycetes; Diaporthales; Cryphonectriaceae
Exons: 1
Coding region: 1-822 (273 amino acids)
Source: RefSeq, a predicted model, not a curated record
AUGUUCGACAACAUUACCUUUUCAUCCCGGCGGACGCUGCUCCUCCUCGCCGUUGCCGCACCUGCUGCAUCUGUGCUCCUCAUAAGGGCAUACAUCAUGCGCGACACGUCCAGCUACACAUCAGGCCGGUUAUCAAAAAGAACUACAGCACAAAAAACAGAUAGGGCGAUCUCAGCCCCAGUCUCGACCUUGGACCUCACACCUCCCCUCCCACAGUCUUUCCCUUCCUCCGUGGCAGCCAAUGACUUCGCCGACCACAUUGUCUGGCACGAACGUGUCGUCUCUAAACCCGUGCUCCUGUCCGCCUUAGUAGGUCGCGAAUGGGACGAGCAGGAGGUAGACGAGAUUCUCACCCGCUACGUCCGCGGCACGAUGUGCGCCUUCGCGAAGACGCCACAGUCCGGCCUUCUCUGGAAGAUGGUACCCGCGGAUGUUCGCCUUACCUUUGAGAAAGGGUAUAUUGACACAAUGGAUUUUCGGCAGGUAGGGCAGCGGGUGGAUGGGGUAUAUACCGUCCAGCACCGCGGCGCUGGCCCCGAGGGCAUCCAUGGGCAGCGGGUGGAGUUGAGGCUGGAUGCUCCUGAGGGGUAUACUGGGCCCAAGUCCGAUGGCAUGAUCGUUGCUUCUGUCGAGGCUGCUGGAGGGGAUGCGACGGGCUUGGUGGUCUUUGCGAAUGAGACGUGGCUCUGGCGGAGGAGGGACGGUGAGAAGCCGACGCUUCUGGAGAGCGCUGUUGGGCGGUGGCUUCAUUCUCUUAUGGCGGCCUGGCUUAUCAGGGAGGGAGUCUCUGCACUCCAGGUAAAUUCGGUUCCAGUCAAGUGA